GGUUGGUGGGCAUGGUCACAACUUGACCAGCUAGCUCUCGACGCGACCAGCCCCACCACUGGAGUGGUGACUCCAACUUUCAUUGCAUAUCUGCCCACGAUGCUCUACUUUCUCGUGCGCCUGGUGCUGUUGCUGCCGCGGGUCGUGCACCUUGCUGCCAUUUACUUUUCGAUGGCGUUGGUGGCCUUCGAGUCUACUACAUCCGACGGCAUCUACGAAGGGCUUCCACGAUGGCCGUCUCUAUCCACCCCGACAGGAUGCCUACGGUCGCUCGACUGGUUUGGCACUGUCGUCUUUGCCAUGAGCGGAUCACUGACUGCAGCUUCGUCUGGGGCGGAUCUCCAUGGCUGUAUCCUAGUUGGUACGAUCACGGCCGUCGGCGGGGGAACGCUGCGCGAUGCCCUCGUGCUGAACCAUACGCCCAGCUGGGUCGAAGAAUGGGAGUACCUCGUGCUGAGUGCGUUUGCCGCGACCGUGACGGUCUAUUGGUGGCAUCGAAUACAAUCCGGUCAGCCAUUCUGGAUGGGGCUGACACUCAAAGCGUUGGACGGCGGCGAAGGAGACCUCAUGCAGUGGGGGGAUGCCAUCGGCGUCGGCGCGUUUGCCGUCAUCGGGGCCAUGAACGGUAUCCGUGCGAGUCAGCCCAUCGUUGUGUCUGCACUCUGCGGCGUCAUGACUGCGACGUUCGGCGGCAUGGUGCGCGACGUUUUGUUGCACCGCCCCGUGCGCAUCCUCCAUCCGUACGCCGACACGUACGCCUCGAUUGCCCUGGCAUCGGCGGGGUCGUAUUUGGCCAUGCAAGCUGUACCUGCGUUUCGACCGUUCCAAGGGAGCCGCAUCCUCCUCAGCGUCAUGGUGGCCGUUGUGCUGCGCCAUCAAGCAUGGAGUAAAGGGUGGCGCCUGCCGUACUGGGACGUUGUCCAAGUCAUGGUGUACGAUAACCAAGAUCCUCGCAAUCUCGCGAUGAAAAAAACCAUCUCGGACGGCAACUUGUCCGAUACCAACACCGACGACACGUGCACGUCCGCCAACGAUCUCCUCCGUGUGUGACAUCCGUCAUGUUUAACUUAAAAUCGUCUCGAUUCGUCUUGAACUCGACACCACCCUCAG
This is a messenger RNA of Aphanomyces invadans, 1110 nucleotides long. RefSeq lists its product as hypothetical. Lineage: Eukaryota; Oomycota; Saprolegniomycetes; Saprolegniales; Verrucalvaceae. The record is from RefSeq and is a predicted model, not a curated record. The transcript has a single exon. Gene Ontology annotation, cellular component: plasma membrane. The annotation marks the transcript as partial.